Molecule: messenger RNA, 523 nt
Organism: Culex quinquefasciatus (southern house mosquito)
Lineage: Eukaryota; Metazoa; Arthropoda; Insecta; Diptera; Culicidae
Exons: 2
Coding region: 2-481 (159 amino acids)
Source: RefSeq, a predicted model, not a curated record
AAUGAAGUUGCUGGUAUUAUUACUCACAAUAUUUGCUGUCUUGGAGUUUGGAUCUACUCAACAACCUCAAAUUUCAAUUGACAGAGUCCUAACAACUCUGUCAGGUGCACUGAAAGUAUGUGAAAAUCUUCAAAAGGUCAUUCAAGCUUUGCAACUGACCAAAGUCACUAAAGAAGUCAGCAUGAUUAACGAAAGCACAUCGGUCAUUCUGGACUCGCUGAAUUUCGCUGUUUCUACAACCAAUAAUCUGACUCAAACAAAUCCAGAGCGCUUUGGGAGCUCCCUGAAAGAUCUGCAAGCCGCCUGUUCAGCGAUGGCAAUUUCCGUGACUCAGCUGCAGAUCGCUCUGUGGGAUGUCGCGAUCAAGGGGUUAACGACGGAUCUCAACGUCCGAUUGGAGCUGCUGACGACGAUGCUGGCAAAAAAUAUCAUCGAAGUGGGAGCUAAUAUUGGAAAGGUGCGAGGAUUUCUGGUUCAGUAACUAAAUAAACAAACUGAUUUGUUCUGUUUUAAAAAUAAAAAC